Centropristis striata (black sea bass) is the source of this 1162-nucleotide messenger RNA. RefSeq names its product zona pellucida-like domain-containing protein 1. The transcript has a single exon. The record is from RefSeq and is a predicted model, not a curated record. NCBI's taxonomy places the organism in Eukaryota, Metazoa, Chordata, Actinopteri, Perciformes, Serranidae. The coding region runs from base 1 to 1161 and encodes 386 amino acids. Gene Ontology annotation, cellular component: cell surface.
AUGAAGAUUAUUUUACUUUUGCUGUCUAUUAUAGGCAGAAGUAGCCAGCUCCUACUGAGUGAGUGUGGGGCAGAAGCUAGGCGACCACAGAUCAGUGACAUUUCGGUCACUUGUGGCACUUCAUCUAUUGGUCUGGCUGUUCAAAUCUGCCCUGUCAUCUACACCGGUUACAAUGAGACUCUGCUGAUCCUGAACCACAUGUUGGACUCGCCCUGCAGAGCAACCCUUGAUGAAUCUGUGUCUCCGCCAGUUGCUCGCUUUAAUUUCCCUUUAAAUAUGACCCACUCCUGUGGAAGCAUAUUCCGGACCACCAGUGCUGCUGGGACUGGUAUAUUCUCUGACUUCUCCAACAUCCAGACAGUCAACAUCAGCGGCGUUGUCCGGUCCAUCGAUCCUACAACAGGCACCAUCACUUACAAUGCUGAGCUGAAGUACUACUACUCCUGCGCCUAUCCUCUAGAAUAUCUGAUCAACAACACCCAGAUCGAUGUGUCGGCCUCCUCCAUUGCAAUCAGGGACAACAAUGGGAGUUUCAUCAGCACUUUAAGCAUGGAGUUGUUCAGUGAUGCCAACUACACCAGGCCGAUGGUCAUUCCAAAUCUGGGGAUUGAGCUGAGGACCAAGGUUUAUGUCGAGGUCAAGGCUACCAACUUGACCGGGCAGUACCACGUCCUGCUUGACCGAUGCUACGCUUCCAUCUCCCCGCUGCCUUCCAACUCCAGCUUCUUUAACCUGUUUGUCCCCUGCUCCAAGGACCGCUUCACCACCAUGGUUGAGAACGGUGACAGCCAAAGCGCCCGGUUCCACUUCCCGGCCUUCCGCUUCAUCGAGCAGCAGAACGAGACAGUGUCCACCUACUUCCUCCACUGCAUCACCCGGCUGUGCGAGAUAAGCACCUGCAGCACAUUCAAGCAAUGCAGCAACCGAAGGAAGAGAAACACCCUGAACACAUCCCCAUCGGAUAUCACCCAGACGUACACCAUCAGCUCUCAGGAGAUCAUCACCAAAGCCGACAACAAUGAGUCCAAAGAGAAGCCCCUGAUCGCCGGACAAGAAGACGAGUCUUCUGUGGGGCUUGGUGUGGCUGUUGGUGUCCUCGCCUUUGUCUGCAUCAUUGCCCUUGGUAUAGCGGCUGUGUUUUACAAAAGGCUCAGGAACUAAG